This is a messenger RNA of Psammomys obesus (fat sand rat), 695 nucleotides long. RefSeq names its product WAP four-disulfide core domain 2 (gene Wfdc2). The transcript is spliced from 5 exons. The record is from RefSeq and is a predicted model, not a curated record. Gene Ontology annotation, cellular component: extracellular region. Gene Ontology annotation, biological process: innate immune response; antibacterial humoral response. NCBI's taxonomy places the organism in Eukaryota, Metazoa, Chordata, Mammalia, Rodentia, Muridae. Gene Ontology annotation, molecular function: peptidase inhibitor activity. The coding region runs from base 29 to 532 and encodes 167 amino acids.
CACCCAGGCUGCAGCUUACACCUGCACCAUGCCUGCCUGUCGUCUCUGCAUGCCGGCCUCAGGCCUCCUUCUUGGGCUGCUGCUUUUCACUGCCACCUCAGCCGCAGGCACCGGAACAGAGAAACCGGGCGAGUGCCCCCAGCUCCAAGCGAUUCCGAUUCCGGGCUGUGUGAAGGACUGCGCCUCAGACAACGACUGUGCUGACAACCGCAAGUGCUGCCAGGCCGGCUGCAGCUUUGUCUGCUCCACGCCUAAUGGACCAAGAGAGGGAGAGCUCUCAGGUACCAAUACCACGACUCUGUCAGCCGACCUUGCCCAUACUACUCCCUUAUCAGGAGGUAAAGUCUCCACAGAGCCACCAGCUGUGAUCAGCAAAGGUGACCGAGAAAAGCAGGGCACCUGCCCCAGUGUGGGCUUCCCCACGCUCGGCCUCUGCGAGGACCAGUGUCAGGUGGACAGUCAGUGUUCUGGCAACAUGAAAUGCUGUCGAAAUGGCUGUGGGAAGAUGGCCUGUGUCACACCCCAAUUCUGAGCUUCAGCCACCACCAGCCUGAAUGGGGAGAGGUUCCUUCUGCUGAACUGUGCAGCUGGCUUUGUUCCUGUGGCCUUCCUUCUCUCCCGCCUUCACGUUUCUUCCCAGACCCACAAAGGCAUCUCUUUUUCCCAACCAAUAAAUUGAUUACUUUCAGCAAUGG